Seriola aureovittata is the source of this 2392-nucleotide messenger RNA. It is a transcript of the gene surf4l, whose product is annotated as surfeit 4, like. The record is from RefSeq and is a predicted model, not a curated record. NCBI's taxonomy places the organism in Eukaryota, Metazoa, Chordata, Actinopteri, Carangiformes, Carangidae. Bases 761 to 1573 code for a protein of 270 amino acids. Gene Ontology annotation, cellular component: membrane; endoplasmic reticulum-Golgi intermediate compartment; endoplasmic reticulum. Gene Ontology annotation, biological process: Golgi organization. The transcript has 6 exons.
UGACAUAAGCAACUUAUAAUGUAGGAAACAGCAGAGAAUUGAACAUAAUCAUUUGCAUGAUGAACCAAAGCAUUUGCAACUUGUUCAAAGAAAUGAGAAACUGCUUUCUUGAUUGCACAAAUGACACAAUGAUGUGAAGAUUGAACAAGUAGUUUUGAGAAUUUCAAUUCUGAUCUGAGAAACGAACCAAAGCGACUGAGAAAAACUGUAAUGUUGAGUUAUUAAUCAAAUAUAACUUGUGACAUUUUCUUUUCAGCCACACCUGAAAAAAACACAUAAACAGUAGAAAACAUAAAAAAAAAAGAAAUAAACAACACAGAAAAAAAAAAAAAAACAACAAAAAAACAUAUAAAAAAGAAAAAAACAUUGAAAAUAAAAAAAGAAAAGACAUGAAAAAUAAAGGGACAUAUAAAAAAGAAAGCACAGGUGGGGCAGGUGUGUCCACUUACUUCAAACAUUAAUGUUCUCAUGUGAAACAGAUCACAGCUGAAUUAUAAUCUCAGUAUUUGAUGUAUUUAGAUAAAUUAUUGAUUAAAAGAUAUUUCAGUCUCAGUCUAAGACCGUCCACGUGGCAUGCUUUACCCUGCGGCGCCCACAGGGUGCGCCCUCCCGCCCUUCGCAGAGGAUUGUGGGUCGGAGGCAGCAGCCGAGCAUCAUCAUCAUCAUCAUCGUUACUACAGCACCGGUACUCUUCUCACCGGACUUUCACCGGAGCUGGGCCGUUUCUCCGCACUGAAGUGCCUGAACAGCGGAGGGGAAGAUGGGACACGGAGACCUGAUGAGCCAGGCGGAGGACGUAGCGGACCAGUUCCUCCGGGUCACCAAGCACUACCUCCCCCACGUGGCCCGGCUGUGUCUGGUCAGCACUUUCCUGGAGGACGGGGUCAGGAUGUGGUUUCAGUGGGCGGAGCAGAGCGAGUACAUCGACUCCACCUGGAGCUGCGGACGCUUCCUCGCCAACAUCUUCGUCCUGCUCAACCUGCUGGGACAGCUGGGAGGCUGUGUGCUGAUCCUCAGCAGAAACUUUGUUCAGAACGCCUGCUUCGCUCUGUUCGGGGUCAUCGCCCUGCAGACGGUGGCCUACAGCAUCCUGUGGGACCUCAAGUUCUUAAUGAGGAACCUGUCUUUGGGGGGGGGUCUCCUCCUCCUCCUGGCCGAGUGCAGGGGGGAGGCUCGCAGCGUGUUUGCAGGAGUCCCCUCCCUCGGUAAUCAGAGUUCUCCAAAGCACCUCCUGCAGCUGGGGGGGCGAGUCCUCCUGGUCCUUAUGUUCAUGACGCUGCUGCACUUUGACCUCAGCCUGUUCAGUAUCCUGCAGAACCUGGUGGGCACGGCGCUGAUGGUUCUGGUGGCGGUGGGCUUUAAGACCAAGCUGGCGGCUCUGACUCUGGUGGCCUGGCUGCUCUGCAUCAACUUCACCUUCAACGCCUUCUGGAGCGUCCCCUCCUACAAACCCAUGCACGACUUCCUCAAGUACGACUUCUUCCAGACCACGUCGGUGAUCGGGGGCCUGCUGCUGGUGGUGGCCCUGGGGCCGGGGGGGGUCUCUAUGGAUGAGAAGAAGAAGGAGUGGUGAGGGGGGGGGGGGGGGGGGGGGGUCAGUGUGUCGUCAUUAUUCUCUCACUCCAUCAUCCUGGAAAAUCAAAACUUUUCAUUUCUCUGUUUUUAUUAAGAAAAGUUUUAAAUGAAUUGACGACUGCAGUGGACGUCUUCGUCUCUCUCUCUGUCUCUCUCUCUCUGUCUCUGUCUCUCUCUGUCUGUCUGUCUGUCUUUCUCUGUCUGUCUCUCUCUGUCUCUCUCUCUCUGUCUCUCUCUCUGUCUCUCUCUCUCUGUCUCUCUCUCUCUCUCUCUUUGUCUGUCUCUCUCUCUCUCUCUCUCUGUCUCUCUUUUUGUUUGUUUGUUUGUUUGUUUACUUCAAGAUGAAAAACAGAAAAACAAACAUCUUGAGGCAUUUUAUCGUUUUCAUUUUCCAGAAAGAUUGGAGUGAUGAUGUUGACACACAUGGUGUGUGUGUGUGUGUGUGUGUGUGUGUGUGUGUGUGUGUGUGUGUGUGUGGUGUGUGUGUUGUGUGUUGUGUGUGUGUGUGUGUGUGUGUGUGUGUGUGUGUGUGUGUGUGUGUGGUGUGUGUGCGUGUGCGUGUGUAAUGAGGGUGUGUGUCCAGCAGGUGGAGGUGUUCACCUGUUGCUUCACUCUUCUUCUUCUGCUCCACGCACAAAAACCAAACAAACACAUUCAGAACCUCCAAGACCAGAGGAUGUCUCUCUCUCUCUCUCUCUCUCUCUCUCUGUCUCUCUCUCUCUCUGUCUCUCUCACUCUGUCUCUGUCUCUCUCUGUCUCUCUCCCUGUCUCUCUCUCUCUCUCUCUCUGUCUCUCUCUCUCUCUCUCUCUCUCUGUC